This is a messenger RNA of Paramecium tetraurelia, 1065 nucleotides long. RefSeq lists its product as uncharacterized. Gene Ontology annotation, molecular function: protein binding. The transcript has 5 exons. Lineage: Eukaryota; Ciliophora; Oligohymenophorea; Peniculida; Parameciidae. The record is from RefSeq and is a predicted model, not a curated record.
AUGCAUAAAAUAUUCUAAUUUUGGAUAUCCUAGCCCAGUUUAUAUGCAAUUAUCCAUCAGGUUGAAACACGUUGUUCUAAGAUGAAUUUAUAGGAAAUGUAAAGAAGGCUUACGAAUGAUUUCUAUGGAUCUUGUAAUUUACUCAAAUCGAAAUGGAAAAUCUUAAUAAUAGGAGGCAUUUAGGUCAUUCCUAUUGAUUUCAGAUUGGUUAGGUUGGUUACUUAUAAUUGCUGCCUCUAUUUUUUCCAUUUGGUAAGAAAUAGUGUUAUAAUAAUCCUUUAUUAUUUUUAUGUGAUAGUUGCAUUCUAUACUAAAUAUUAUAUAAAUUUCCCAAAAAUGUAAUAAAAAGUAGUCUUUGAAUAGCCUUGUCCAAAAUAAGUGACUGAUGUGCCAUUUUAUGAAAGUGAUAGCAAAACCUACUGGAGGAAGAUAAGAAAUGUUUGCCAUUCAAUUCGAUUAUUCUAAAUGCCUAUUAUCAAAUCUAUUUAAUCACCCGACGAAGUGACCUUCAAUCAGAAUCUAACCAAAUUCCGAUCGUGUACUCAAAUAGGUUUACUUAAUAAUGAGGAACAAAUGGCCAAAAAGAGAGCACAUGAUGAUCUAAGUGAUGCUAUGAAAGCUAUAAAGCGAGAAAGAGAACUCUUUUAUUAUGUGGAGAAGGGCACCUCAAUUGAUCUAAUUGAAAAAAUUCUUAUGAAUGAUCCUAAAAGAUACCUUUAUGAACCAAAAAGUCCCUUGAGAUUAGUGAACAAAAAGAAUUCUUAAGGAUUCACUCUAUUAUACAUAGCAGCAAAGAAUGGAUUUGAGGAUGUUUGUAAUAUCCUAAUUUAAUAUGGUGCUGAUUAAAAUAUUUCAGUAUAAAUAAAUUAAAUUGAUGAUUAUCCAUUGGUAGCUGCAUUUCGAUGGAGACAUUUUGAGAUUAUUGAACUUCUAUUGGCCAAUACUCCUAACUAAAAAGUGAAAAUAUUAUGUUAAUAAUCACUCGACAAGAGUCUAAGACAAAAAUAUUCUUAAUAUUUUUGAAAAUGUAUUCAUAUGGUUACUUAUUUUCUAUAUGUAUGUAUU